Lynx canadensis (Canada lynx) is the source of this 4336-nucleotide messenger RNA. It is a transcript of the gene CCNB3, whose product is annotated as cyclin B3. Gene Ontology annotation, cellular component: cytoplasm; nucleus; centrosome. NCBI's taxonomy places the organism in Eukaryota, Metazoa, Chordata, Mammalia, Carnivora, Felidae. The transcript has 11 exons. Gene Ontology annotation, biological process: regulation of cyclin-dependent protein serine/threonine kinase activity; mitotic cell cycle phase transition. Gene Ontology annotation, molecular function: cyclin-dependent protein serine/threonine kinase regulator activity. The record is from RefSeq and is a predicted model, not a curated record. The coding region runs from base 37 to 4101 and encodes 1354 amino acids.
CCGUAUCUUGGAUAGACACUGCUGAAUCUGUAAGAGAUGCCACUACCACUACCAUCCCGAGGCUCCAAACCUGAGAUGAAGAAAUCUCAGUCCAGCAACGUUGUGCCCAGCGAUCAUGGCCAAUAUGGAAAGAGAAGGGAGAAUUACCAAGCAAAGAUAUCUUCAUUUUCACCUAAGAGACCACGCAAAAAGAGAUCAGCUUUUGAAGAUCUCACCAACGCUUCUCAAAUUCAACCUGCCCAGCUCAAGAAGGAAGCCAGUAAGGAGUUUGUUAAAGAUGUUUCCAAGAAGAUAAAAGGGAACACACCUGCUCUUGGGUUGGCCAAAAACAAUGAGAUGAAUAUGGAAAGUUAUGAGCUGGAACCUUUGCCAGUAGUGGUCUCUACUACCUUGGUACCAAAAGUGGAGAUAUCGACCAUCUCCAAAACAACCACUACUGAAGAGGCUUCGUUUUUCAAAAAGCAAAUAAUUUUAGAAGAGGAACCCAGUACUGAGGACACAACCCUCAUCAAGAGGUCAUUAUCUUUAAGGAAGUCCACAAAUCAGGGGGAGGUAUCCCUCAUGAAGAAGCCACCAUCUUUACAGGAGGAGGCUGAUAGUAGUGAUGAAUUUGCUGUAGAGCUAAUGAAUUUUGGGAAGAAGAAUAAAACUGAGGAGGAAGCCAUCACCAAAGGAACAUUAUCCUUAAAGAAGAUGUGCACAUAUCAGGGGGACUUGGCUUUGCAGGACAUCAGUGUUGAAGAGGAUUCCUUCUUUAUGGAGCCAAUGAACUUUAGAAAGAAGCCUAGAACAGAGGAGGCAACGCCCACCAAGAAGGUGAUAUCUUCAAGGAAGAAGAAGUAUACCACUCAGGGGAAGAUGUCCCAUAUGAAGAAACCACUAGUAUUGCAGGAGACCAACUCUGAAGAGGAGUCACUCAUUAAGGAGACACUGGCUUUCAAGAAGAAACCUGUCAAGGAGGCAAUCCUCACCUUGAGGCCAUUAUCUUUAAAGAAGAAGUGUACUACUUUGGGGAAGAUGACUCACUCAAAAAAGCCACUAGAAUUGCAGAAGGCCACCUCUGGAGAGAAGGCACUCAUUAAGGAGUCAUUGUAUUUUAAAGAGAAACCUACCACUAGGGAGGAGUCUCUCUUCCAGGAACCCUCUGUAUUGCAAGAGAAGCACACCACUGAUGAGAAGGAGGUCCUCUUGAAGAAGCCACAAGCAUUGCAGGAGAAAAAAGACAGUAAGGAUACACUUCUUAUGGAGCCAAUGUCUCUUAGGAAGAAACAUACUACUGAGGAGGCAAACUCCACUAAGAAGCCAUUACCUGUAAAGAAGUGUACCAUUCAGAGGAAGAUGUACCACUUGAGGAAGCCACUAAAAUCGCAAAAGACCACCUCUGGAGAAAAGUCAUUUAUUAAAGAGCCACUGUCUUUCAAGAAGAAGCCUACCACUGAUAAGUCCCUUUUCCAAGACCCGUCCAUGUUGCAAGAGAAGCACACCUCUCAGGAGGAGAUGUCCAUCUUGAAGAAGUCAUUGACCUUGCAGAAGACUCCAACUGAGGAGGAGUCACUUUUAAAGGAGGCUUUGGCUUUUAAGAAGAAAUGUACCAUCAAGGAGGCAACCCCCACCAAGAAGCUAUUUUCUUUAAAGAAGAAAAAGUGUACUACUCAGGUUAAGAUGUCCUGCUUGAAGAAGCCACUAGUAUUGCAGACCACCUCUGGAGAGAAGUCACUGAUUAAGGAGCCAUUGCCAUUUAAAAAGAAGCCUACCACUGAGGAGGAGUCUCCCUUCAAGGAAUCCUCUGUCUUGCAAGAGAAGCACACCACUCAGGGGGAGGUGGCUCUCUUGAAGAAGCCAUGGUCAUUGCAGGAGAAUAUCGAUGGUGAAGAUGAAUUUCUUAUGCAACCAGUUUCCUUUAGGAAGAAACAUAGCAGAAAUGAGGCAGUCUCCACCAAGGAGCCUUUAUCUUUAAAGAAGAAAAAGUGUGCCACUCAAAUAACGAUGUCCAUGUGCAAAGAACUGUUGGACUUGCCGAAUAUGAUUGGCAAAGAUAAAGAUUCCUUCUGUAUGGAGCCAGUGUCACUUAGGAAGAAGUCUUCAACUGAGGAGGCAGUCCUUACCAAGACACCUUUAUCUUUAAAGAAAAAGCAAAUCACUCAGGGGAAGGUGUUCCUCUUAAAGAAGCCACUGGUCUCAGAGAAUACCACCUCUGAAGAAGAGUCAUCCUUUAAGAAUCUAUUGACCUUUCAUAGAAAGUCUAUAACUGAAGAGGAGUUCCUCUUCCAGGAUCCAUCUACACUGGAAGAGAAGCACACCACUCUGCAGGAGGUGUCGCUCUCAACUAAGCCAUUGGCCUUGGCAGGAAAGACCACCACUGAAGAAGAAUCCUAUAUUAAUGAACCAUUGGCCUUAGAGGAGAAGCCUACAACUGAGGGGGAAUUCCUCUCUCAGGAUCCAUUUUCACUGCAUGUUAAACCUACCAACAAAGAUGAGUCCCUCUUCUGGAAGGCUUUGGGCUUGCAGAAGAAGACUGAUACCAAAGAUUACUCUUUGAAGAAGCUGUUUGCUUUGCAGGAAAAAAGCACUACUGAAGAGGAAUCCCUUUUAAAUAAAACAUUGGUUCUGAAGAAGGAGCUCUCUACUGAGGUGACAACAAUAAGCAUUGAGAAGCAAUUAUCUUUAAAGAAGAAACUCACUGCUCAGGGGGAGGUGUUCCUCUUGAAGAAGCAGUUGGCCUUGCAAGAGAAUAUCACCAAUGAAGAAUCCCUUAUUAAGCAUCCACUGGAUUUUCAGGAGCCCAGAAUUGAGGAGACCAUCCUAAGGGAGUCCUUGGCCUUGCAGGAUAAUCCCACAAUUGAGGAAGAAGCUACCCUGAGGGAGCCCUCGGCCUUGCAGGAGAAGCCCAGCAUUGAGAAGACCAUCCUAAGGGAGUCCUUGGCCAUACAGGAGAAGCCUACUCUCAAUGAGACAUUCCAUUUCAAGGAGAUAUGUGCCUUGAAUGAGAAAUCCACCACUGAUAAGGAGUUGUCCCUGAAGGAGCCACUGGCCUUGCAAGAGAAUCCCAUCCACAAGGAAGACACCUUUCUCGAAGAUUUCUUGAUCCUCCAAGUUGAAACCAGCUCACAUGUGUCCAGCACUGCCCCCGAAUCCAGAAUAGGCAUGUCCAGCAAUGCUACCAUGUCCAGUGUGGGCAAGUUCAGUACUACAAACAAGUCCAGUGCUUGUGAAUCCAGUUCUAAUAGACCUUUCUCACCUUGGAGCAAGAGUUCACAGAAGGAGAUGACCCCAUUGGAGGAUAUUGACAAGAACCAUAAUGAUCCAUUUUUCAACUCAAUAUAUGCCAAGGAUAUCUUCAGUUACAUGAAGGAGAGAGAGGAAAAGUUCAUACUUACAAAAUACAUGCACAGGCAGACUGACAUCAGCAGUUGCAUGAGGGCCAUUCUUGUGGACUGGUUGGUAGAGGUACAGAUGACCUUUGAGAUGAGUCAUGAGACCCUGUACUUGGCAGUGAAACUGGUGGAUCACUACCUUAUGGAGGUAAUAUGCAAGAGGGACAAGCUCCAACUCCUUGGUUCCACUGCGUUUCUGAUUGCAGCAAAAUUUGAGGAAUCUUGCCCACCUUGUGUGGAUGACUUCCUGUACAUCUGUGAUGAUAUUUAUCAGCGAGAUGAGAUGCUCACCAUGGAAAUCAGCAUCCUGCAGACCCUCAAAUUUGAUAUCAACAUUCCCAUUGCCUAUCAUUUUCUGCGAAGAUAUGCUAGGUGCCUCCAUGCCAGCAUGAAGACGCUGACUUUGUCCCGCUUCAUUUGUGAGAUGACUCUGCAGGAAUACGACUAUAUCCAGGAGAGGGCUUCCAAGCUAGCUGCUGGCUCCUUCCUCCUGGCCCUCUACAUGAAGAAGCUCGGACACUGGGCUCCUGCCCUGGAGUAUUGCAGUGGCUACAAGACCUCUGAUCUUCACCCCUUGGUCAAGCAGCUAAACAUCCUGCUGACUUUGCAUCCUUGCAGUAGGCUCAAGACUGUGCAUUCUAAGUAUUCUCACCGGGUCUUCUUUGAAGUCACCAAAAUCCCCCCCUUGGACACAUUGAACCUGGAGGAUAUCUUGAACUACUGCUAAUUCUGAGGCUGAGGAUCUGGCACUCUGGCAGCAGCCAGGGUCAGGCAGGCAUUUAAGUAAGCUGUUAUUUAUUCUGUCUUGGAAUUUGUCUUUUAAUCACUUUUCUUUCUUUUUACUCUUUUGUUUAUCUUUUCCCAAAUUGGUAAUGUUGUAAAUAGUUGUUUUUUUAAUGAAGGAAAAGAAAUUAUUGUUGUAUUUGAUUAGAAAUUUAAUAAAAAAAUUAAUGUUUAUCGUU